Molecule: messenger RNA, 6013 nt
Organism: Anopheles coluzzii
Lineage: Eukaryota; Metazoa; Arthropoda; Insecta; Diptera; Culicidae
Product: probable basic-leucine zipper transcription factor D
Exons: 8
Coding region: 1414-4392 (992 amino acids)
Molecular function (GO): protein binding
Source: RefSeq, a predicted model, not a curated record
GCUGAACACAGUCGUGAAAUGCAAGCCGCAGAGUCGAACGCAGUCGUGCCUCUUCGCGCGCGUGAACGGAAUUGAUUGUUCGGUUUUGGGUCUUGUCUUUCGAUAUUCUCGCCCCUACACAUACUCCAUCGCCUCAGUGCAGUGCUACGGACGAUCGGGUACGGUUCACCAAAACAAAAAUUAUAAAACGGAAGUGAAGACAUCACCUGAGGGACAGAUCACAGUGAAAGAUCUUAUUGUACGUAGAUAACAAACCCACAGUUGCUUUUGCUGCAAAAAUUUUGAACGCAAACGCAUUAACCUGCCAAGUGUCACCCUCCCGGAGCGUUUAACCAGUGCGAUCUCCUCCCGAUUUCGUUCAAUUUGUAGUGUCGGCAGCGCGUAACGAGAAACGGCGAAUUCCUAUCCGAUUUGCGGGCACCGUGCAAUCGUUGCGAAUUUUCGGGCUCGGUGUUGGUGUGUUUGUGAUACAGAAGUGCAGGAGGGAUAAGAUAGAGAGGAAAACAAAACGGCCCCUCAAACAGGCAACAGCAGUUGCCUACAGAAAAGUGCAAGCUUUCCCCCAGGCACGACGCUCGAAACGGCGGGCGCGCACACCAUUAGAGAAGGAGAGCCCCCCGCCCCCUCGCUUGCAGGGCGAUUAGAGAGAAGAAAGCAAAAAAAAAACCUCCCCAUCCGCAAGAGCAAUAGUGCACAGGUGUGUCCGUGUGUGUGUGUGCGCACACUUUUUUCUUUCUUCAAUUGUUGAAAGGGAAAUUAGUGAAAACGCGGUGUACCCUCGCGUGAACGUGAAGUGUUGUGUGUGUGUGCAGUAAAGAGGGAAACAAAGGGAAGGGGAAGCAAACAGAAGUGCGAGGGCGUGUGUGCGAGGGAGCGCGGGAGUUUGCCCAAACCUUUUGCCGCUUUUGGUUUGAAUUAAUUUGAAUUAAAACGGUAGCGAAACGGUGUGAAUAGUGCGAAAAAAACCGAAGCAACCGAAGCUUUGACGUGCUCACGUGUGUGCGUGUGUGUGGUUGUUUUCUUUCUUUUUUAUUGCUUUCUUUGCUGCAAGUCAGUGUUAAACCGAAGCAGGCUGUGUGCACCGAAGAAUCUCGCAAACACUUUGACAUUUCGUUCCAAUUUUUUUUUGCUUUGGAGGACACUGAGGACACACACGCACCGAGGAGAAAGGGAAGUUUAUUGUUUGUUUUCUGUGCGGGCGAAUAGUUUGGCCGUUUGGUGGAAAUUUGCUGAACCAAACGCAAAGGAAGAAGUCUUUCCCACGGAUCGACGCCGGUGAAAAAUCCCAAGCAAAUAAACGGUGGUCAGUGUCGAAGGCUAACGUCGAGGACCGAGUACCGAAGACUGUAAGCUUUCAAGUGCUUCCAGCACCGGACACACCGGAUUCGACGGGCCGACCGACGAGACACGAAGAUGGGCCCGACAGAUAAGCUAACCACCGCUGACCGACGCCACCACCACCACCGCACGAUGACCGCACCGCCGCCAGCUCGCUGGGCACUGGGCGGCGUAACGAUGUGUCUAUUGCUUCUCACAGCGUCCGUCGUACAGACAGGACCUGUGAUCCGAUCGCGACGCAUGAUCCGCGAGAUUUAUGUCGAAAACUCGGCCGCAUCCCCAGCGGCACCAGAAACCGUCCCGGCCGAGAUGCCUAGCAGCACCGCCAGCAACGCAACGGCAAGUGACAUGUGCCUGUACGAUGGUUCCUACAUUGAGCGAUCGGCGAUAGCGUGCGAGAAGAAGCACGGUUGCCGUGCGAUACAGAAGACGGGCGAAUGCUGCCCCGACUACCAGUGUGAGUGUCAACGCGACGGCAAAACGUACGCGAACGGUGAGAAAGUCUUUGAUCCGAACACGCCUUGCCGUGCCUGCUACUGCCAAGGAGGUGAAAUUACUUGCAGUGAAGUGAGCUGCUACAAACGCAACGACUGUGAUCCGAAGUACAUCCCCGGACGAUGCUGUCCAGAGUACGACAACUGUCCCCCACUAGAAAACUUCAAAAUCACAGACUCGAACGCAAAGGAUACCGCACACAACGAACGACACGACGAGGAAACGAACGAAGUGAAGGGAAACUAUGCUGCCGAGGCCGAGGACCUGACAGGAUCCGGACUUCAAAAGCAACAGCCAACGACGGCAACGCCAACAACGCCACCACCGCCCACCGUUACACCGUCGAUGCCGAACGAUAAUCCGCUCGGUAUCAAGAUCAAAGAAAUCACCAAAGCGGAAGAGAUUCGUCUGACCGACAAUCGUCCUAGUGCGGAAGAGCAGCAGCAACAGCAGCAACAACAGCAACAGCAGCAACAGCAACAAUUGUUGGCUAGUCGCGAAACAACUGCCGCCUCAUCUUCACCCCAAAGCGAGGAGCUCGUCAAUCUCGAACACUUGGACGUUCACGUGCCGGACGAUGAUGGCGAGAACGGGACAAAGAUUGUACGCCACACCGAUGCCGACGGUAUGCGCUCGGAGGUGAAUAGCGGUGAGCAGCGGAAGGACUCUAGCGCGAGUGAGGAAUCGCUCAAAACUACCUCGGCGGAAAACCGUCUGGAAUCGAGCGAAGCUUCCACGAUCGGUACGGUGUCAUCGACCUUAUCCGAGUCGGACGAAUGGAUGGACGUGAAGGAAUUUUCCGACUCAUCCACCUGGUCGUCUUCAAGCUCUGUGUCCGUCAGCACCUCGACCCAAACACCCUCUUUGGCUCCCUCCACCAGUGGACCAUCGGCCCACGAUGAAGAGGUCGUAUCGGAGAGCAAUAUGAAGCCAUCGAAGCAGGACAAUGCACUCCCAGCCGUGGUUCAGAUUGGCGAUAAGCUCGUGAUUGUGGACCACAAUCAACCGAAACCCAUCACCGUGAUUCAGGUGGAGGAAGUGGAAGGUCUACAACGAGGAGAGGACGACAGCGUGUACGAUCAGGAGAUGUAUACCGAGCGUAGCCUUCCGGCAGCCGUCGAAAGUGGUCGUGAGUCAUCGAAGAAGCUGAAGCUUCAUCAUUCGGCUGAAGUGGAGCAAGAAACACUCUCCACGCAAGCGGAUUCUAGUGCUGCGUACGAAACGGUUUACCAUUCCGGAUCUACCGAGCAGGGUGGCGGUUCUUCGGAGGAGAUCUUCGAGACGCAACUCUACACCGAGGGACCGGAAGAUGCCGCAGUUUCGGCGGAACGGAACGACACACAGCGCGGUGAACCACUGUCGGUGAGCAAGGAAGAGUUUCUUCACAUGGGCGACUCGCAAGAACCGGCAAAGAUUCGACAGGAGGAAGAUCACACGACAAGUGGACCCGUUGCUAGCUCCAGUACAUCGUACAGUAGCACCGAGGAAGGCAGCACCACCAUGUCCGAUCUGCCCGUUUCCUUGAGCUCCGAAGCUUCGGGCGAUGAGAUGAUCUACGAUACGCAUUUUUACACCGAAGGACCGAGCACAUCGUCGGAGGAGCAUGGCCCAACGCUAGGCACGGGCUCGGAAGAGUCCUCAACCGCUGGCAGUACGUACGUGCCGCGUCACCCUAUCCCGGUAGCGGAUGAAUUGGCCCCACCGCGCGAAACCUACAUCGAAGACAACGAACACGAGCUCAUCCAUCCUGGGUUCCAGCCCAUUCCGGAAGAUUUUAGCCUUCCGCAGCUGGAUCAACCGGCAAUGGAGAUGGAAAUGGAGCAUCACGCAGCCGCACCGAAGCAGGAAAAGAUUCUUUCCGAUGUGCUGAACUUGAAGCACAACAUGUCCUCGACCACGGGUCUUCCAGUGGGUAGUGCGGAAUCGACGACCACCUCGGAAGCUUCGAGCCAGGAAGAAACGUCCAACUCCCCAUCGUGGUUGAAAGAAGAUCCCCAACCGCAGCUACGCUCACCGGGCGAACCACUACUAAUUCCCGAGUGGGAGCGAAUGAAUGGUACGAGCGGCGGCAGCAGCAGCAACAGCUCUUCCGAGGAAGAUCUCGAUCAGGAUGCAAGCGGUGGUGGCAAUGAGCCAAGCGAUUUCCAGGUGCUAAAGAUGGGCUCGGAAGAGUACGUAGACGCUGGCAGCGAGGGCAGCGGUUCCGAGCAUCCAACCUCUCCGGCCACCUCGGCCAAGACGUCAAAGGCCGAAGACCGGUCGGAAGAGGACGACGAGCCGGAGGGUAAAGCAAAGGAACCAACUUCGGCGGGGGCAGUGGAAUCGGCCGCCAAUGCUAUUCUCGAUAUCGAUUCUCCCGCGGCGACGAACGCCACCGACGAUCAGUCGGAUAGUGUCAAGCACAAUCCAAAGAACGAUGUGGAGAGUUUGAAGUACGAUGAGGAUGAGAACAAUGCCACCGCCGAGGAGGCCAUCCCCAAGAAGGUGCAGCAGCUUGAGUCCAGCGAGCAGGACGUGACAGCGGGCGGUGUGCAAGCGCCCACGUUGACCAGUGUUUGAUUUUCCCCCGUACCGGUGGAAACAAUAGCAAAAACAAACCCCUCUGGUGCCAGUUUUAACAAGCCCCCUUUCCCCUUUUUAAGCACAGUGACACAGUCCUCGGAAAUGUUAAGCAAGCAGAGCAAUGUGGUGUGGUGUAGGAUAUCAUCUUGGUUAUCUGCAGACGUGCCAUCAUGUUGAAGAUUUCCUCAAAAAUGGCAAUGAUCAGGUUCGAACCACCUCAGAAGAACAGAAGAAAAUGGGACAAACAAACAAACAAACAAAAACUAGCGUAACACGGAGGCUUUCUCAAGGUCUCAUCAUCGGCAUUAGGCAUUCAUGGGAAGGUUCAUGUACAGUCGUUUGAUUGAUUGAUUCAAAAUCCUUACGUUUAUUGACAGCCGAGCAAAUCCGAUGUGCAAAUUAUUUAUUGUUCGCACCGUACACAGGACAUUCCUCCAUUACUCGUUUCAUUUAGUUAAUGCUCGUGGUGGCAUGCAACAGCGGAUCCGGUUUUUGCGAUCCCCAUUGAUAUAUAGUGCGGAUAGGUACAAGGAGAUACUACUGUAGAUACAAACAAAAAAUAGGACGCCGCAUCGUUACCUCUCGGUGGCGGUGAUAAAGGUGUUUGAGCGUCGUCGUCGUCGUAGAGGGGGGGUAGAAAGCCCUGUAGAGCAGCCGGUAUGUGAUAAUGCGCGAUAAAGAAUUGACGAGGGAUGAAGAGGGGCGAGGGAUGUAGAAUGGCAUUAAAAAAUGGCAUUCCCUUGCGCUCUGUUUCUCUGCAAGCCAUACCAUGCCGGUUUUAGUUUACAAACACGCACACACACAAACACACGUAAGACAGACUGUUGUGUUUAGGCACUAGCAAGUACGUAUUUAUUAACUGUCAUGCUAUUUAUAAUACCGUCGGAUCCUCUAUCUUUUCACCUACAAACGCAAAACCAGCCCAUCCCGGCGGCCAUUAUCGCUCGCACAGCUGUGAGUGGAAAGCUCCCUCACAACAGUCUUUAGCAGCAGCAGCAGCAGCAGCUCCUCAAUAAAUGGUGAAGAAGAGCAGAAGCGAAUUUCAUAGAAAUAAGAUAAAAUUUAGGAACGAAUCGUACGUGAAAUCAGCAGUCAUAUCUUAAUCUUAAUAGUACAGUCUCUCUUUGGAGAGAGAGAAUGGAUUGGCAGGGGAGCAUUGCAGUCCUGUUGGUUGAUGAUGGAAGCUACCGUUAACUUGGAGGGACCAUUCAGCUGCAGCAUAGUCCUAGACAUUAGACGAUUUUCAGCGCUGCUGAGAAUGGACAAAUGUGGACAAGGAGGAAAGAAGGAAGCAUUUUUUAUUCUGAAAAAUAAAAUAAAGAAAACAAACAAACAAAUUUUCUGGUACACUACCAACAUAAAACCUAUAACUACAAGUUCAAGUAUAAUAAUUAUCACUAGCACGUAAUCUAGUAUCUUGUUGAGCGGCGGGGGUAGAUGGACGGUAAAUGCAGUAAAUUAGCCUAAGAGCGUUGUAGUCUAGAGCUGGGGAAGGCGUAGCUAGCUAGUGAAAUUAAUAUUAUUCAAACACAAACACACUGUAAAAAAACAAACAAACUAUGAAUGAAUACAUUGCGAAAUGGAAUAAAUAUUUCUACGACAAGGUACGACAAAUCUA